AGGAGCAGGGCAGUAGAGAGGGAGAGAGAGAGGGAGAAGGGGAGAGCGAGGCCAGCGUCGGUCGCUCGUGUGGCAGUCCGUACAGUCGAGCGAGCGACGUCGACUCCCCAUUGGUCGAACGGACUCCUCUUUCCUUAAAUUCGAAGAACAUACACGCACACUCCCUCGCUCUCCCUCUCUCUCUCUCUCUCUAAUGAUUACUCGUCCUCUUCCUCCUCUCGCUUUCUCCCCCUCGAUUCGCCGACCGCUUCCUCCGGUGCCUGCGACGGGAGAAAUCUAGGGCUUCUCCUCGCUCCUUUCCCGGAUUUGCAGCGGAGAUGAGUAAUUACUGCAAUGCCACUGAGAUCUCACCUGCGAUAUGGCGCUAGCAUGAGCCUGAUGAGAAACAGAAUUUUCUUUUCCUGCAAUGAAGUGCCCAGAGCUAAUUCUGCUUCCCCUAUUGGCUUGUAUCCUGAUGCAAAAGGCCAACACAAUUAAUCCUGAUGGUCUGGCUCUCCUUGCAUUUAAAACUGCAGUCAUCGCGCCUGAUGGCAUUUUCUUGCAAUGGAACGAAGAGGAUCCUGAUCCUUGUGGAUGGAAAGGUGUUAAAUGUGACUCAACCAAGAAUGUGAUGUCCUUGCGCCUUCCAUAUCACAGAUUAAGUGGCUACAUUUCACCUGAACUUGGGAAGCUUAAGCACUUACAAUAUCUAGCUCUACAUGACAACAAUUUCUAUGGAGCAAUUCCUUCAGAAUUAGGGAACUGCACUGAGUUAAAAGCUAUGCAUUUGCAAGCCAACUUCUUGAGUGGAUCAAUCCCACCUGAACUUGGAAGCCUUCUGAACCUAGAAACUCUAGAUAUCUCAAGCAACAGUCUUGGUGGAUCUAUUCCUACAUCACUUGAAAACUUAGCAAAACUUUCAAAGCUCAACCUCUCGACCAACUUUUUGGUGGGAAAAAUUCCAGCUGGAGGUGUUCUCAGUAAUUUUGCAAAAGAAUCGUUUGUUGGGAACCGCAACUUGUGUGGGAUACAAAUUGGUGAAGCCUGCAAAAGUGAGCCUGGAGGACCUGCAGACUCUGGACCUCCUGCUGCAGAAAGUAACCAAGGGACAGGCAAGAGAGGUGCCUCAGCUCGUCUAUCUAUCAGUGUUUUUGCGACAGUCAGUGCAUUACUUCUUGUUGCACUCAUGUGCUUCUGGGGUUGUUUUCUUUAUAAAAGAAUUGGUAGAAGCAACAAAACUCUUGCUAUUGAUGUCAAUGGAGGAACAUCUAUUGUCAUGUUUCAUGGUGACCUCCCAUACUCUUCAAAAGAGAUACUGAAGAAAAUAGAACUGUUGAACAAUGAUAAUAUUAUAGGUUCUGGUGGGUUUGGAACUGUUUACAAGCUUUCAAUGGAUGAUGGCAAUGAUUUUGCAUUGAAAAGGAUUGUUAAAACUUAUGAAGGCUUGGAUCGAUUUUUCGAGAGGGAGCUUGAAAUCCUUGGAAGUAUUAAACAUCGAUUUUUGGUUAAUCUACGUGGAUAUUGCAAGUCUUCUGUUUCAAAGUUACUGAUCUAUGAUUUCUUACCUGGUGGAAACUUGGAUGAAGUGCUUCAUGAAAGAUCUGAGCAGCUGGACUGGGAUGCACGUUUAAGAAUUAUCUUGGGAGCUGCAAAAGGACUUGCUUACUUACACCAUGAUUGUUCUCCUAGAAUUAUUCAUCGCGACAUCAAAUCAAGCAAUAUACUACUUGAUAGCAACUUGGAAGCCCGGGUUUCUGAUUUUGGCCUUGCCAAAUUGUUGGAGGAUGAAGAAUCCCAUAUAACAACUAUUGUUGCUGGGACUUUUGGUUACUUAGCUCCAGAGUACAUAAACAGUGGCAGAGCAACUGAGAAGACCGAUGUUUACAGUUUUGGAGUUCUUGUGCUUGAAGUGUUGAGUGGGAAGCGUCCUACAGAUUCAUCAUUCAUUGAGAAAGGUCUUAAUAUUGUUGGCUGGUUGAAUUUGUUAGCAUCUGAGAGCAAGCUCAGGGAGAUCGCUGAUCCAUCUUGUGAAGGGGUGCAGCCAGAAAGCUUGGACGCUCUGGUAUUAAUUGCCAUGCAAUGUGUAUCAUCAAAUCCAGAGGAUCGUCCAACGAUGCACAGGGUUGUACAAAUUCUAGAAUCCGAAGUGAUGACUCCCUGUCCUAGUGAUUUUUAUGAUUCAGAGUAACUCCGAAGACAUGGUUGCAAAUUCUCAAGAUACUGUAAAUUCCCCACACUUUGAAACGGAAAAAGAUCAUGCAGCUGCAGGAGGUCUGGAUUCCGCACUGCAUUCUUUCAUUCUUUGAUUUUUUUCCCUGUCCAAAAGCUUCACCCGUUGGGAAGAUACGUCAAUGUUGCGUAUGAGCGAUGGAGAUUGAAAAUGAUCGAGCACGUCUGCCAGUGAAAUUGCUGUUGAUGACUCUAGGCGGUUCAUGUAUACGAAUUUGUGAAGAGACGAAGCACAAUAGUAUUAGUCCGUUAGAGCUUGUAUUCUCCAGUGUUCGGUGUUCCAUCUUCUUUUAUUAGUUUCCCUUGAACUCAAAACUGCCCAAGUAGAGGAGAAUAUGAGAUGUAUAUGAUCCUUUUUAAAUGACAAAUAUUUUCAUGUUGAGAGAUGCAAAAUAUAAUUUGGCUAGAUGCCAAACUUCUGCCAUGUCACCGACCAAGGAGAAAAGUUUUGUUGAUACCUGUCCUUGCUACACUGAAGCGUCUUGUAAAAAUCAUGAAUGAUGUUUCAAUUUUUGAAAAAGUUAUGUGGCAUCUAAAAUUUUCUAUUCUCA
Molecule: messenger RNA, 2759 nt
Organism: Nymphaea colorata (pocket water lily)
Lineage: Eukaryota; Viridiplantae; Streptophyta; Magnoliopsida; Nymphaeales; Nymphaeaceae
Product: LRR receptor-like serine/threonine-protein kinase FEI 1
Exons: 14
Coding region: 407-2167 (586 amino acids)
Biological process (GO): protein phosphorylation
Molecular function (GO): ATP binding; protein kinase activity; protein binding
Source: RefSeq, a predicted model, not a curated record